This is a messenger RNA of Balaenoptera ricei (Rice's whale), 519 nucleotides long. Its product is annotated as SCAN domain-containing protein 3-like. The record is from RefSeq and is a predicted model, not a curated record. Bases 70 to 519 code for a protein of 149 amino acids. Lineage: Eukaryota; Metazoa; Chordata; Mammalia; Artiodactyla; Balaenopteridae. The transcript has a single exon.
AGUGGGGCCUUCAAGGAAAAUCUGCCUAGACCCUUGUUGGAGCGAGCCUUUCUCCAAGCUAAGCUAAGGAUGGCGGCAGCCCCGGGGGCCCUCCCAGCCUUGGUUGGCCAGGCUUCAGAGGAACAAGGGGAGAUUAUCAAAGUAAAGGUUAAAGAAGAAGACCCUAUUUGGGAUCAGGAAUCUUGUCUACAGAAGGAUUUGUCUCAUACCAGGGAACUCUCUCGUCAACGCUUCCGGCAGUUCUGCUAUCAGGAGACUCCCGGACCCAGGGAAGCUCUGAGCCAACUCAGGGAACUUUGCCGUCAGUGGUUGAGCCCAGAGAUACACACUAAGGAGCAGAUCCUGGAAUUGUUGGUGCUGGAGCAGCUCCUGACCAUCCUGCCUGAGGAGCUCCAGGCUUGGGUGCGGGAGCAUCAUCCUGAGAGUGGAGAGGAGGUGGUGACUGUGCUGGAAGAUUUGGAGAGGGAGCUUGAUGAACCUAGACAGCAGGUGAGAAACUGGAGGGGCCAUCUUCUGUGA